This is a messenger RNA of Fonsecaea multimorphosa CBS 102226, 495 nucleotides long. RefSeq lists its product as uncharacterized. NCBI's taxonomy places the organism in Eukaryota, Fungi, Ascomycota, Eurotiomycetes, Chaetothyriales, Herpotrichiellaceae. The coding region runs from base 1 to 495 and encodes 164 amino acids. The record is from RefSeq and is a predicted model, not a curated record. The transcript has a single exon.
AUGACAGUAAAAUACGAAAUUGCCGAAAUCAUUCGCCAAAAGAAGUCGCGGUACUGCAGAGCAAUUGAUACGAAGCAAUGGAAUGAGAUUGUCAAGCUUGCAUGGACGGACGCCGAUCUCACCUUUUACGACCCCAGCGGCUCGGUCUCCACGAGCGGACAGACUAGACUGUUGUUUACAUCACCUCAGGACUUUACAAAGUUCCUGCGCCAGGCGUUUGCCAACGCGCACACGCUCCACCAGGUGGGAGAGGGCGACUUGGAGCAGGUUUCGGCCGACGAGGUUCAAGCGAUCUGGGGAAUGGAGGACCAGAUCAUCGUCGACGUAUUACCGGGGCUCUCCAUCAGCAUCAGAGGCGGAGGCUACUACCAUGAGACCUGGAGGGAAAAGGAUGGAGAUUGGUUCCUCCAGUCUUUGAAGCUGCGGAGAACUUAUUGGCAACCCAGCUUCGCCGCGAAGGUGCUCCUCUUUCUGCAACGACUCCUGGGACUCUGA